This is a messenger RNA of Prunus armeniaca (apricot), 2730 nucleotides long. NCBI's taxonomy places the organism in Eukaryota, Viridiplantae, Streptophyta, Magnoliopsida, Rosales, Rosaceae. The record is from the annotation of a GenBank genome assembly.
AUGGGAAUGGAAUCGUGGCGAUCCUCGUUCUUAUCCGAAGAUUUCAUUUGGACGCGAGAAGGAGAUGGGAAUCGGAGUAAUUGUUGUUCAUGGGAUGGUGUAGAGUGUGAUGAGGACUCUGGCCAUGUUGUUGGCCUUAACCUCAGCAGCAGCUGUCUCUACGGUUCUAUCAAUUCCAGCAACACUCUCUUCCGCCUUGUUCAUCUGCAGAGGCUUGACCUCUCAGAUAAUCACUUCAAUUUCUCUCAAAUACCAUCGAGAUUUGGUCAUGAUCUUUCGAGUCUAACGUAUCUCAACCUUUCAAAUUCCUUUUUCUCUGGCCAAAUUCCAUCAGAAAUUUCAAAGCUAUCGAAGCUGUCUACCCUUGAUUUGUCUGCCAAUUAUCGGAAAGCUGAUGCUUAUGGUAUCCCUUUGAAACUGACCAAGGCCAACAUGAGAAGCCUGGUUAAGAACUUGACCACCAUAAAACAACUUCAUCUUAGUUGGGUAGAGAUGUACUCCACUGUGCCUGAUAUCUUGGUCAAUGCAUCUUCUCUUACAUCUCUCCAACUUCGCUCUUGUGGGUUGAAUGGGGAAUUCCCAGUAGGCAUCUUCCACCUACCAAACUUAGAGGUUCUGGAUGUGUAUGGUAACUCAAACCUUACCGGUUAUUUCCCUAACUUUAACAGGAGCAAUAAUCUCUUGAAGAAAUUGAAUGUUGCGUUCACAAAUUUCUCUGGCAUGCUGCCUGCUUCUAUCGGAAACCUCCAUUCCUUAAAUUUGUUGGACAUCUCCGAUUGUAAUUUUUCCCACUAUCUUCCAUCUUCACUCGGAAACCUUACCCAGCUCAACUACCUUCACAUGAGUGGAAUAUUUUAUGACGUUCCAAAUAAUAAUUCCACAGGCCAAUUAGUUUCUGAAUAUUCCUUGUCUUGGAUAGCGAGUUUAACCAACCUCUACAGUUUGUCCCUUGCGGUCACCAAAUUCAGGGGAACAUUCCCCAGUUUUGUGGCUAACCUCACGCAACUUUCAUUUCUAAACUUGGUGGGUAACGAAAUAACUGGUCAAAUCCCGUCUUGGCUUACGAAUUUGACCCAGUUAACUACUCUAUACCUCUGGGGUAACAAUUUGAGCGGAGCAAUUCCUAGGUCAUUCUUCCAGCUCCAAAAUCUUGAAUUUCUUCACCUUUCCUAUAAGAACUUGAGUGGACAACUUGAGUUUGAUCAGUUUUCCCAGCCCAAAAAGUUAAAGGGACUUCUAUUAUCACACAACAAGUUAUCUCUGCAGAUCAUAACCAAUUUGAGUGCUACUAUUCCACAGCUUGAAGUUCUAGACUUGUCUUCAUGCAACUUAACAGAGUUUCCAGAAUUUUUAAAAUAUCAAUCGGAAUUGCACUACUUAGGACUUCAAGACAACAACAUUCAAGGGCGAAUACCAAAAUGGGUGUGGAAUGCAAGUAGAGAAACUUUGUUGACUCUCGACCUCUCUUCCAACUUCUUAACGGGAUUUGACCAAAAUCCAAUCAAUCUUCCAUGGCAGAAUCUAUAUGAUUUAGAUCUCCGGACCAAUAUGUUACAAGGAUCACUGCCAAUUCCACCACAAUCAAUCAGAAACUAUAUGGUCGGCAGCAAUCAUUACAGUGGAGAAAUUUCGCCCUCGUUCUGCAACUUGAAUCAUUUGCACAUUCUUGAUUUGUCCAACAACAGCCUGAGCGGCAUGCUUCUACAAUGUUUGGGGAACUCCAGUGCUCUUGGGAUAUUGAAGCUGACGAACAAUUCUUUUCAUGGCGGUAUUCCUCAAAUGUGUCCAGAUGACAAUAGUUUGAAAAUGGUUGAUUUAAGUUACAAUCAGUUACAGGGGAAGAUACCAAGAUCAAUGGCCAAUUGCACUCAAUUAGAGUUUCUUAAUCUUGGAAACAAUCAGAUAAGCGACAUCUUCCCAUCUUGGUUAGGAGCACUUCCAGCAUUAAGGGCUCUCAUUUUGAGGUCCAAUCGAUUUCAUGGCAUGAUUGGGAAGUCUGCAACUAACCAAGACUUCCCAAAGUUGUGCAUCAUUGAUUUAUCUAACAACGGUUUUUCAGGUAUGUUACCCUCUAACUACUUAGAGAACUGGAAUUCCAUGAAAUUUGUUGAUGCGAACGAGGAAACUUAUUUUGAAGUCCUUUCGAUGUCAGACAGCUCAGUUAUGACAAACAAAGUUAAUGCUGUUUAUGUUUAUGAAUACUCGAUCACAAUUUUUGCAAAAGGCCUUAUUUUGCUUAACCUCUCCAACAACACUCUCACUGGUCUCAUCCCAUCGUCUUUAUGGAACUUGACGGCUCUUGAAUCGUUGGAUCUCUCCCGAAACCAGCUCUCAGGAAGGAUCCCCGGUAAUUUGGCACAACUCACUUUCCUUGAAUAUUUCAAUGUAUCCUAUAACCAUCUUCGGGGUCCUAUACCACUUGGCCAACAAUUUGGUACAUUCCUAGAAGAUUCAUACCAAGGAAACCCAGAUCUGUGUGGAAAGCCUUUGUCAAAGAAAUGUGAUAGCUCAAUAUCGCUACCACCAUCAAUCUUUGAAGAAGAUGAAGAUUCCGGGUUUCAAAUUGCACUAGAUUGGUAUGUGGUUCUGCCAGGAGUUGUUAGUGGUCUAAUAGUUGGAGUGGUUGCUGGGAACUUUUGGACAAGCAAGAAUCAUGAAUGGUUUUUAGAGAAAUUUAGCAGGAAGAGGCAGCCAAGAGGCACACGGGGAAGGAGAGGACACAGAAACUAA